Messenger RNA from Suillus subalutaceus, 1187 nucleotides. RefSeq lists its product as uncharacterized. The coding region runs from base 237 to 821 and encodes 194 amino acids. The transcript is spliced from 3 exons. Lineage: Eukaryota; Fungi; Basidiomycota; Agaricomycetes; Boletales; Suillaceae. The record is from RefSeq and is a predicted model, not a curated record.
CGUGAUAGACACGGGAAGCACCUUGCGAGAACUGCAAAGCAGCUAGUGUGCGGAACAUGUUCAACGUCCAGCGGAGAAGGGGGUCUGUUAGUUACGGCGGGAGCGUCGGUACUCCCUGUCUGCAAGUGUCUUGAUGUGGUUCCACUGAUCACAUUGGAUGUCCCUGCUGGUAGCGUGCUGCUGCUUGAGGCACCAGUGUGGGCUUGCCGACGAGGAGGAUGUAGCGGCCUCACCAGAUGUCGUUUUCCACUCUGGGCAUUAGCGGUGCGCUGCGGGGAAGUGUCACGAUCACAGAUGGAGGUCGAAAGGUCAGGAAACUUACAUAUUUGCCUCGUGUGGCGAAGACGUCCACAAGGGGAAUCUUGUGUGUGCGAGGCGCAUGGCCCUCGGGAGCGGAGGAGCGAGAAAAGAGACGAUUCAUCAUAUUUUUGAUUCCGGACCCUUCUGCGUGGCGAGUGGUUGUAGCAGCACGGUUGUUGCGUCUAGCAAACUAUCAAAGGAUGAACCUACUGGUUUGUAUUGGAGCCCAUCUUGGGCGAGGCUGUGGACCUGGGAUGGUUUUCUGCAGGACGAAUUUACUCACCUGUUGGGACUCCUUCUCUGACUCGCUCAGAGGAACUGUCCAUGUACGAACGACCUUGUCCUUACGGCCUGUGGCGAUGAGCUGGCUGUCCUCGGAAAAGGCUACACCCCAGACGGUAUCAAGGUGCUCGAGUGGCUCGCCGAUGGGUUCGAAUGCGUUCAGGUCAAAGAACCGCGUCGUCUUGUCCCAUGAAGUGGUUGCGAAUUUGGUGCCAUUGGGAGUAAUGGAUAGUGAGUAAAAGGGAUCGGUAGUGUGCGCAUCGAACUGUUGGAUGAUGUCUCCAGUGGUAGCAUCUGAGAUCCGGAUGUCGUUGUCGUUCCCACUGAUGAGACGGAGACCAUCCGGAGUGAAUGCGACUUUGUAUGCCCGCUGUUCUAUUUUCAGCAACUCUUCUCCGGUUUCUGUAUUCCAAAUGAUGAUGUGUUUGUCGGUUCCUGCUGCAAGUUUUGUCCCAUCCGGGGAGUACGACACCGAGUGUGCAGCGUCGCCCACUCGGAGUGGUCCUGAGGACUAUUUUUCCUGUCUCCCUCUUCCACACGCAUACCGUUCUGUCCCACGAUGCACUUGCAAAUGUUUCACUGGCUGGCGCAAAUACAACAUCCCG